Nymphaea colorata (pocket water lily) is the source of this 769-nucleotide messenger RNA. Its product is annotated as NADH dehydrogenase [ubiquinone] 1 beta subcomplex subunit 3-B. Lineage: Eukaryota; Viridiplantae; Streptophyta; Magnoliopsida; Nymphaeales; Nymphaeaceae. Gene Ontology annotation, cellular component: mitochondrion. The record is from RefSeq and is a predicted model, not a curated record. The transcript has 2 exons. Gene Ontology annotation, biological process: electron transport chain; mitochondrial respiratory chain complex I assembly. Bases 174 to 365 code for a protein of 63 amino acids.
UCUGGGAAUGAGUCUGGUCCAGUUCGAUUUCUCCCAAACUCGAUCCAUAGACGGGCAGGCCAGCGUCGGCGACCCGGGAUAGAAGCCCGACAUCUGACACCUACGGUCGACCGUGCUACCUGUGCGGCAUCUUCUUCACCCUCUCGACGUGAAUCCAGUGAUCGAGGAAAGAGAUGGCGAGCUCGAAGCCGUUGGGGAGCACCGGCGAGUUCUUCCGGCGGAGGGACGAGUGGAGGAAGCACCCUAUGUUGAGCAACCAGCUGAGGCACGCCACUCCAGGGCUCGGCAUCGCCCUCGUUGCUUUCGGCAUCUAUCUCGUCGGCGAGGCCAUCUACAAGCGCGCCCACCCUCCUUCCCACCAUUGACCGUCCUUCUUCUUCUCCCCUUCUCUCCGUUAACCCAAAAAAUGUACAGCGUUCGUGAUUGGGAGCACUUGCGUGGGGCUUUUAUGAUGCAGCGGUUACUUCUGGCGAGAUGGGGAUUGGGUGAUCGUUUUUCUGUGAUUCAUAUUAGACUCAGGUUUUCUGGUCUCUGUAAUUCAGACAGAUGGAACUAAGCAAGCGACGUCGCAGUAUCUGGCUGUUUCUUGGUUAUGAACUCUUUUCUUUUUCUGUUUCUAAUAACGUGAAUUGGUUUCUGAACUCUAUGAAAGCAGAAACAUAUGUUCUCUUGGUAUAGCUCCCUAUCUCUCGUUCAUAUUUUUCGGAUUCAAAGAACGGUGGUCGACUGAGGCCGGUGAAUGACAUGUAAUGCAAGUAAUUGUGUUCAA